Molecule: messenger RNA, 1509 nt
Organism: Closterium sp. NIES-65
Lineage: Eukaryota; Viridiplantae; Streptophyta; Zygnematophyceae; Desmidiales; Closteriaceae
Source: the annotation of a GenBank genome assembly
AUGUCCGCGGACGCCUUUUCCGCCGCACCAUUCGGCUCCCCCUACCACUCUUCCGCCUCUGUCAUCGCAACCUUCCCCGCGAGCUCCCCCGCGUCCCCGUUCCCCGCGCCGUCGUGCGCGGGCUCGUGCUUCUUCCCCGCGGCAGGGGCUCCGCCUGCACCCCCGCCAACCCUUCCGCUUGCGCCAACGUUGCCCCCGCCGCUUCCGCUUCCGCCGCCGCGGCAGGUGGACUGCCGGCGCAUGAACCCGCCCCUGGGGCGGCUGAUUUCGCGCCUGUGCGGGUUCCAGUCGGGGAUUAUGCAGCGCCGCCAGCACGUGUUCGUGAUGCACCACGGGGAGCGCGCGGACGCCGCCGACCCCCUUUGGGCGCGCAGAGAGGGCGCGGAACGCGCGUGGGACCCGCCCCUGUCGGAAUGGGGGAAAUAUCAGGCCUAUGAGGUGGGCAUGAGGCUGAGGCAGGAGGGGUGGGGAGUCACGCGCAUAGUGUGCGCGCCGUACCUGCGCUGUGUGGAAACCGCCCUCGAGCUGCUGCUCGCACUCACUGACGCACAACCCCUUCCUCCUCCCUCCUCCUCUGCUCCCACCGCUGCUGCCUCUGCUACUGAUUCUGAUGCGGGUGCUGGUGGUGGUAGCAUUGGCGGCAGCUUUGGCGCCGGCAGCAGCAGCAGAAUCAGCAGCAUGGUUCCAGGGGGCAGUAGUUUUGAGACGUCUCAAAACGCCGGCAGCAGCAGAAUUAGCAGCAUGCAAUCCUCCCUCACGCCUCAGCCGAGCCUAGCCCUUCCUCCGGACCGCAAGCGCAAGUUCGGCAUGUGGGACGGGGCAUGGCAGGGCGCGGGGGGCGUGGGGGGGGGGGAGGUGCGCGUGGCAGUGCACUACGGGCUGCACGAGGUGGUGAGGCAGGCGGAUGGGGGGGCGGGGAGUAGUGCAGCAGCAGCACCAGCACCAGCAGGAGCAGCAGCAGCGGCAGCUGCAGUGGAGCUGUUUGUACAGUCUGGGGAGAUGGGGGGGGUAGGGAUGGGCGGUGGGCAAAUGAGAACAUCACCCGGACAGGGACAAGAAAGGGGUGAGAGGCAGUUUCAAGGACAGGAACAGGGGCUGGGGCAGGGGCAGGGGCUGGGGCAGGGGCAUGGGCAGGGGCUGAGGCAGGGGCAGGGGCAGGGGCAGAAUGAGGGAUUCUGUACUGUAGCUGGCAACACUGGCAGCAGUGCUGCCGCCUCGCUGGCACCUCGUGACUGGCUGGAAGGCAUGUUCCCGCCAGGCUCUGUGGACAGGAUUCUGCCAGUUGUCGCUCGGUCGGCGACUGCUGCUGCUGACGUGGCACUGCCAGGCUGGCCUGAGGACGUGGAGGAGGCAGCGUUGCGGCUGCUGCGGUCGAUUGACCACGUGGCAGAGCAGGUGGGCAUUGGAAGGGGAGCUGGUGGGCAUGGAAUCAGGUGGGCAGAAAAGGGGAUGGGAAAAAGGGAUGUGCAGGGAGGUUUGACGGGGGGUGUGGCUGUUGCGGUCAAUUGA